AUGCUGAAAUUUCUCAAAAACAAAACGUCCGAUGAGGGUUCGAGCUCGAAGGAAUCGAAGUCUUCAUCAGGAAUCAAGGAAUUUCUGGAGAAAGCUCGAGAGGACUUCAAGCAGCGAUGGGAGAAUCCAGCACAGAACAAACUGUUGCCCCUGUAUUCUGAAGAGGUCGCUCAGUACAUGAGCGAUUGGCCGUCGCAAAGAAGCGCGUCCACGUCGACCUCAUGCGACUCCUCACCGCAGCGAGAGGUCCAUCCAUUGUUGAGGUCUAAACCCGCGAAACCUUGCGAUUUAACGAACCAUGGAGCUUUCCCUCUUACUCGUGCUCUUCCCUUCCAUGGUGGUCUCACUUCCGGAAUGGCCGUAAAGAAACGACGAUCGUCCAGCUCUCCCGAGGACUCGCACUAUCGCGAGAAGAUCCCCCAUCUGGAAUCCACCUUGUAUCGAUCAGCUGGAGAGGAAUUGGAACUGUCCGAACCAUCUACCUCAUCAGGACCUCGUCUUCCGGCGACUCCGCCAGAAACUCCGCCGAAGAUUUCCUCCUGUUCGGAUAGAAAGGACGUUAACCUAACUGCGGAAUUGUUCUGGCUAAAAACUCAUCUUUCCGAACACUGGUCAAUGAAAUGGUUAUGGCAGAACACUGCAACACUCGAUGACUUCGAUCGCAUCAAAACAUUGGGUACAGGCUCGUUCGGAAGGGUGAUGCUGGUAAAACACAAACAAACUGGAAAUUACUUUGCCAUGAAAAUUUUGGACAAACAAAAGGUUGUGAAGCUAAAACAAGUGGAACACACGUUGAAUGAGAAACGAAUCCUGCAGGCGAUCGAUUUCCCUUUUCUUGUGAACAUGCAAUACUCUUUCAAAGAUAACUCAAACCUCUAUAUGGUGCUCGAAUUCAUUUCCGGUGGCGAAAUGUUCUCUCAUCUACGUAGGAUUGGACGUUUCUCCGAGCCUCACUCGCGUUUCUACGCCGCACAGAUCGUAUUGGCAUUCGAGUAUCUGCACUCUCUCGACCUGAUCUAUCGAGACCUGAAGCCUGAGAAUUUAUUGAUUGACAGCACAGGAUACUUAAAGAUCACAGAUUUCGGCUUUGCGAAACGGGUCAAGGGUCGCACUUGGACACUAUGUGGUACUCCGGAGUAUUUGGCUCCGGAGAUCAUCCUCUCAAAGGGUUACAAUAAGGCCGUAGACUGGUGGGCCCUUGGUGUUUUGAUCUAUGAAAUGGCAGCUGGCUAUCCGCCGUUCUUCGCCGAUCAGCCCAUCCAGAUCUACGAGAAGAUUGUCAGUGGGAAGGUGAAAUUCCCAUCACAUUUUUCGAACGAACUGAAGGAUUUGCUGAAGAAUUUGCUUCAAGUCGAUCUCACAAAACGCUUCGGAAAUCUUAAAAACGGCGUCGCUGACAUCAAGAACCACAAAUGGUUCGGAAGCACCGACUGGAUUGCCAUUUACCAACGGAAGGUGGAAGCGCCGUUCCUGCCGAAAUGUCGCGGUCCAGGCGACGCGUCGAACUUCGAUGAUUACGAGGAGGAGCCACUGCGUAUAUCGGGCACUGAAAAGUGUUCCAAAGAGUUUGCCGAGUUCUGA
Molecule: messenger RNA, 1581 nt
Organism: Necator americanus (New World hookworm)
Lineage: Eukaryota; Metazoa; Nematoda; Chromadorea; Rhabditida; Ancylostomatidae
Exons: 11
Coding region: 1-1581 (526 amino acids)
Biological process (GO): protein phosphorylation
Cellular component (GO): nucleus
Molecular function (GO): ATP binding; protein serine/threonine kinase activity
Source: RefSeq, a predicted model, not a curated record